Molecule: messenger RNA, 1776 nt
Organism: Harpia harpyja (harpy eagle)
Lineage: Eukaryota; Metazoa; Chordata; Aves; Accipitriformes; Accipitridae
Gene: CDC37L1
Product: cell division cycle 37 like 1, HSP90 cochaperone
Exons: 7
Coding region: 16-1125 (369 amino acids)
Biological process (GO): protein folding; protein stabilization
Cellular component (GO): cytoplasm
Molecular function (GO): heat shock protein binding; protein-folding chaperone binding
Source: RefSeq, a predicted model, not a curated record
CGCAGGCCCCGCCCCAUGACGCCGGGGGGCGGGAGCGCGGCGGAGCUCUUAGGUUGCGGAAGUGGUACGCCGCCUCACUUCCGUCGAGGUGUGCAAGCGCAGUGGGCGGCGGGGAACGGCGACCGGCGGGGGUGGGAGGUGGGGAUGGCGCUGUGGCUCCCGCGGUCGCGGGACGGCGGCCCUCCGUCGCAGGAGGAGGACGACGAGGAGCGGAGGCGGGCUCCCGACUCCCGUCAGCGUCCGCUGGAAGCGCAGACAUAUGACCAAGAGGUUGAAUUAGCCUGCCAAAAAGAAAGAGAGUUUGUGAAGCACUCUGUGGAAUAUACGUGGAACCUAGCAGAAGCCCAGCAAAAACUUGGUAGCUUAGCACUGCAUAAUUCAGAAUCCCGCGAUCAGGAAUCUGCUAGAGCAAAGACUGAUGCUGCAGAGCUGAGACAGAGAGAGGAAGAGUGGAGAAGAAAAGAAGAAGCACUAAAGCAGAGGGAAAGACUGAAUCUAUGGAACACACCUCCUGUUAGUAAGGAGGUAUUUAAUAAGAGUCUUAUUAAUCAAAAAAGAAAAGAAAGAGAAGAUGAAGAUGAGUCUGAACCACUUAUGCAAAAACAUGAACAAAAGAUUAGACACUUUGGUAUGCUGAGCAGAUGGGAUGAUAGUCAAAGAUUUUUGUCUGAUCACCCAUAUCUUGUAUGUGAAGAAACAUCUAGAUAUCUCAUGUUGUGGUGUUUUCAUCUAGAAGCUGAACAGAAAAGAGCUCUGAUGGAGCAAGUAGCACACCAGGCAGUUGUAAUGCAGUUUAUUAUAGAAAUUGCCAGAAGCUGCAGUAUGGAUCCAAGAGGCUGUUUUCGUCUCUUUUUCCAGAAAGCCAAAACCGGGGAAGGUUAUUUUGAGGCUUUUAAAAAUGAACUUGAGGCAUUCAAGACGAGAGUGAGAAUCUGGUCACAAUCACAUGGCUUUCAAACUAUGUUACUACGUGAUCUCAGUGUCAAUCCUGGUCUUGUGGGAGAGCUGCUAUCUCUUUCACAGAACACAGGUGAUCUACAAGGUUCCAUGAACACAGAUGUCUGCAGUGCAAACUCUGUGAUGCAAAGAGAUGAAGAAGAAUCCAAAAUGAUGGAUACAGUGUAGUACUCCUAAGGCUGAGGCCAAGUACUUUUUUUUUUUAUCCCCCCAAAGAAACAAACAUGGCUAUUUUUUCUUGACACUUAUUUUUCUGGGUACUGCACUUUAUUUUUUGUGUCAGAUUUUUGUUGUUGUUGUUGUUUGGUUUCAGGGGGAAGAGAUUUUGAAGGGUGGGUAAUUCAGAAAACCUUGUAAUACUGUUUGCAAAUGUGCUGCUAGGUUUUUGGUUGUUCUUGAAGGGCAGGGUUCUCAUAUUGCCGAAUGUGAAACUGGAUGUGUUUUCUGCUACUAACCUUGCCUUUCAUGACUUUUAGAAAUUAAAGUAUGAAAAAAAAAAAUCUGCACAAAUACAAUGUUUACAAGAAGUGGUAGAUUCUUGGUAGAAUCUGCUAUUGUCUUACUACAGCUGUGGACAUGUUUUACUCUAUGAAUAUUGGAGAUCACAACUGUAUUCAUGCUACCUUGCUGACAUUAUAAGCUCUCAAAUUUAGUUAUCACUAAUAGCAAUAAAUCAAUAUCUGGUAUCAGUAUUUCACAUCUGAAUGGGUUAGAUUAAAACACUGGCUUUCUACCUCUACUAAGGGGAUUUAAAUGUUACACUGUGCUUUCAUUAAAUGUAACUUGGUUUUGUCCUAAAAUGUAAGCAACGCUUGUCUA